AUGGAUGGGUCACAGAAUAAUAGUUCAAAUGCACCACCGCCUUUUCUUACGAAAACAUAUGACAUGGUGGAUGAUCACUCGACAAACCCUGUGGUGUCAUGGAGCAGCAGUGGUUGCAGUUUUGUGGUGUGGAAUCCACCUGAAUUUGCUCAGCAUUUGCUUCCCAAGUACUUCAAGCACAAUAACUUCUCCAGUUUUGUCAGGCAGCUUAAUACUUAUGGAUUUAGGAAGAUUGAUCCUGAUCAGUGGGAGUUUGCUAAUGAAGAAUUUAUAAGAGGGCAUAGGCAUCUUUUAAAGAAUAUUCACCGCCGCAAGCCAGUUCACAGCCAUUCCACACAGAAUCAUGGGAUUAUCUCUCCACUGACUGAAUCAGAAAAACAGGAAUACGAGAAUGUAAUCAACCGACUAAAACAAGAUAAAGACUUACUUGAGUUGGAGCUACAGAGAAAUGAGGCAAAGAAGCAGGGAUUUGAAUUUCGAAUAGUCUCACUGGGUGAGCGUUUACAGAGUAUGGAGUGCAGACAGAAUCAGUUGAUGUCCUCCUUGGCGCAGCUAAUGCGAAAACCAGAGUUUGCCUCUUUCAUCAUGCAGCAGUCAGAAUAUCAAAACAAAAGGAGAAAAUUACUGAAACCUGAUCACUUCCAGGGAAAAUACAAAGAGGAAGAGAAUGAGAAUUUGUGUUAUCCAAUGGAAAAUCUGGAUGGAUUGCCUGCUCCAAUGCUGCAUUCAGAGUCAAUUGAGAAGUUGGACUCGUCAUUAAAAUUCUUGGAAAGUUUUCUCUAUGCGGUGGGUGAAAGUUUUACGGAAGAAAUGUGCGAUGUUGGUGUCAAAUCACAACCUUCAAUGGUCAUUGUUAGAGAAUUAAGUUCUUCCUGUGCUGAUGGAGAACCUUGGUCUCCAAGAUCAUUCCCAUCCUCACCACACUCGAGGGAUAUUACUUCAUCACCUGAGCUAGCUAGAUGUAUCCAUAAUGAUGUCAGACCAACAACUCCAAUUUAUCUUGGUGAUGCUAUGAUGCCUGAAUCUUCACAGUUAGAAGCAAAUCGCAAGCAUUCUAGUGCGCCAGCAUCUGAAGCCUUAAAAGUAUCAGCAUUAGAGACGGCAACUCCUGCUGUGUUGAAUGGAGUGAAUGAUGUUUUCUGGCAACACUUCCUGACUGAGGCCCCCGCUCCAGAGGCCGCACAAGAAUCCGAAUGUCAGACAGAAAGAAGGAUUAUAGAUGGCAUAAGAAGCAACACCAACCCGGAUGGUCGUGGAAGAUCUUGGUGGAAUAGGAACUACAUGGAUAAUCUUGCAAAACAUAUGGGACACAUCGCGACACCGGAAAGAUCAUGA
Molecule: messenger RNA, 1335 nt
Organism: Dovyalis caffra
Lineage: Eukaryota; Viridiplantae; Streptophyta; Magnoliopsida; Malpighiales; Salicaceae
Source: the annotation of a GenBank genome assembly